AUGAAUGAACAUAUAAAAGUUUUUCUUAGAAUUAAACCCAAUGUGGAAAAUAUUAUAAAAUUGAUAAAUGAAGACUGUACAGUAUAUAAAGUACAAAAUAAUCAGUUACAUUUAUAUGAGAAAAAAAAAAGCUAUAAUGAUAUGAAUGAAUUGAAAACAAAGACAUUCAACUUCAAUCAUAUAUUUGAUAUACAUGUAAAACAAAAUGAGAUAUUUGAUGUCCUUGGAAAAAAUCUUAUAAACAAUUUUAUGAAUGGAUAUAAUAGUUCAAUAUUAGCAUAUGGUAAUACAAAUAGUGGUAAAACAUAUACUUUAUAUGGUGAUAGAAAUAUAGGAGAAGAAAAUCAGAAUUACGGAUUAAUAUACUAUUCCUUGAAAUAUCUUUUUGAUUUAAAAAAUAUAAAUAAAGACACUGAAAUAUCCAUAUCGGUUGUUGAAAUAUAUCUAGAAAAAAUAAGAGACCUAGGGAAAUUAUUUCAAUUAUAUCACAUAUCAACAACUACUAAUGAUACUAUAACUUAUUAUUCUCAAUUUCAUGAUAAUAUAAUAAGAGAGGAUGAAAACGGAAAUACCUAUGUAGAGAAUAUAACACUCCUACCAAUAAAAAAUAUUGAAGAUGUCAAAGAAAUAAUCGACUUAUGCUUCAAAUAUAGAAAAACUUAUUCUACAAAAAAAAAUCGGGUGUCCUCUAGAUCUCAUUGUUUGUUGACAGUUUAUCAGCAUAAGAAUAUUAAAGAAAAAGAAUUAAUUUCACAGAUCAAUUUUAUCGAUUUAGCUGGAUCUGAAAAAUUUAACGAUAUUGAAAUGAUAAAUAAAAAAGAGUUGAUUAAUAUAAAUAAUACAUUAUCAAUUCUUAAUAGGGUCAUUAUGGCAUUAAGUACUAAAAAUAAAAUUACGAAAAAUAUGGAAAAUAAAAUAUGUGGAAAUGAAAAUGUAAAAAUGAAAAUGAAUAAUAUUCCAAAUAUACAUAUACCUUACAGAGACUCUAAAUUGACAAGGUUACUCAAG
Messenger RNA from Plasmodium gaboni, 1008 nucleotides. RefSeq names its product putative kinesin-like protein. NCBI's taxonomy places the organism in Eukaryota, Apicomplexa, Aconoidasida, Haemosporida, Plasmodiidae. Gene Ontology annotation, biological process: microtubule-based movement. Gene Ontology annotation, molecular function: microtubule binding; ATP hydrolysis activity; microtubule motor activity. Gene Ontology annotation, cellular component: kinesin complex; microtubule. The record is from RefSeq and is a predicted model, not a curated record. The transcript is spliced from 8 exons. The annotation marks the transcript as partial.